This is a messenger RNA of Monomorium pharaonis (pharaoh ant), 2490 nucleotides long. RefSeq names its product phosphatidylserine decarboxylase proenzyme, mitochondrial (gene Pisd). The record is from RefSeq and is a predicted model, not a curated record. The transcript is spliced from 5 exons. Gene Ontology annotation, cellular component: mitochondrion. Gene Ontology annotation, biological process: phosphatidylethanolamine biosynthetic process. The coding region runs from base 298 to 1572 and encodes 424 amino acids. Gene Ontology annotation, molecular function: phosphatidylserine decarboxylase activity. Lineage: Eukaryota; Metazoa; Arthropoda; Insecta; Hymenoptera; Formicidae.
UUUUCACACUGAGCAGGCGCUACAAAUUCAAAAGAUUUGAUAUUUCAUUAUUAUCGACAAUUAUUACCUGCUUUAUUCGGUAAAAUAUGAAUUUCAAAGCAAACGAAUUUGAAUUGUAUCUCAAAAGUGCGCGCGCAUUUAUUUAAAGGAGCCGGCUUUGUUUGCGGGGCAACACGCCACACACCGAAGCCGAAGUGAACCUGUCGAACACGUUCUUGCACGUCUUGUGACAGUAGUGGCAAUGAUGCUUGCAUCAUAAAAUUUAUGUUCUAGAUAACAAAUAAAAUAAGCCGCGGGAUGAUUAGGAAUCACGUAUGGAGAUUGAGUCUCCUUGUCAGGGGAUGCCAGUAUUGUCGCUCUUCGAUAACGGUGACGCCGAAAUGCUCGACGUGGCUCACCAGGCGACCUGUUUCGAAUGUCAGCGCGAGAUUCAUCAAAAAUACCGGUCGAAGGUGGCGAAUUAUCGUUCCAACUGGAGCUGGCCUGUUACUUGCGGCAACGCAAUGGGACUACCUGCACAAACACGGAUAUCGGAUUGACGUGGAUGACAGGCCGGAACUGCUGAACGACGUUAUGGUAACGUGCUACUGUUGUUUACCAUUGAGGACGAUCAGCAGAAUAUGGGGCUGGUUGACGAGUAUCGAGCUGCCGGUCAGUCUGCGGCCGAAGCUUUACGGAUUCUAUGCAAAUUUGUUUCAUGCCGAUCUAGAUGAGAUAGAGUUGGAUCUGUCUGCGUUUCCUAAUCUUGUGGAAUUCUUUGUAAGGAAGCUCAAGCAAAAUGCGAGACCGAUCGCUGAGAAUGCAAACAUGAUCUCACCUGCGGACGGAAAGGUGCUUUACUUUGGACCGGUGGAGUCUUGUCGAGUGGAGCAAGUGAAGGGAGUAACAUAUGAUCUUAGACAGUUUCUGGGCGACCCAAAUAGCUUCCGAACGUUGAAUCAAAUCGCGAGAGAAACGACAAUGCACAAGGACGACUAUGUUAAUUCACUUUUGAAAAAUCCUGACAACAGAUUGUACCAGCUUACCAUUUACUUAGCACCUGGUGAUUACCAUCGAUUUCACAGUCCCACUGAUUGGAACAUUAAAUUCCGACGGCAUUUUCCAGGAAAGCUACUGAGCGUUAAUCCGAAGGUGCUCAAAUAUCUGCCUAACUUGUUCUCGUUGAACGAGCGCGUUGUAUACGUUGGGGAAUGGGCAGGUGGGUUCAUGGCUUACGCAGCGGUCGGAGCGACGAACGUCGGCUCCAUACGAGUCUACUGUGACAAGGGAUUGGCGACCAACACGAUACACUGGCCAGAAGCCGUGCACUGGAAGGAGACAAACUUGGAUUGCGCACGCGUCAUCAAAGGCGAACUGUUCGGUGAAUUCAGGCUUGGAUCCACGAUUGUGCUUUUGUUUGAGGCACCGCAAGACUUUGAAUUUUGUCUGCAGAUCGGUCAGACUAUUAAAGUUGGUCAGGCAUUGAGUGCAUUUUCUAGCGACAAGUCUAACAAAAAGCAGACAGUCGAACAACAGCACUUAAUUAUGAAUGUCGCACAUGAUUGGAGAGAUAUAUGGAGGCCUAGAAUAUAGAAAAACGAAGUUAACAAGUAGGAACUAAUUUUAUUGGAGAAUCAAAGAGAUGUAUUGUUGAAAUCGUGUACACUUGCGUCUUUGCGCGAAGUGUACGUACUGUAGAUGCAAUAAUGAGAAGAGAACACUAGAAUCAUGAGAGACUCGAGUUUUUCAGUUUUCUCGAAUAAGUAUCGAUCCUGUGAUUAUCUUUGUAUAUAGCCGCUGUUCGUGCGCGAAACAGUCGUCAUCUCAUGCAAUCUGAAAUUAUAUAUAAAUACAUCUCUUGUUAUAUACACACAAUUACACUUAUUCGUUACUUUAAUUGUGUGAUGCUUAGCAUCACGCGAGAAACGGUGAUUUAUAAUGGAUUUGACACAGUUGAUUUAUUACGGCCGAGUAGAUGUGUUACUGUGCAACGUAACGUCUCCUCUGUGUGAAAUUUCACACAAUGAAAAGUCAACUGAGCGAGCCCGUUAAUAUGAGAAAACGUACUUUUCUUGUGCGUCACUGCUAAUGGAGGUCGGAUCGUAAACUCUUUUAGUUGCAUGCCAAAUCGAUCUUUGUUUGCAGUUAAGUCGGUCGGUCAAGGCCGCUAGAUGUGAAACACUUUCUUCAAUUAAAACUCUAACUCCUUUUUUUAAACUAGAAAGUAACACAGGCACGUUGUGUGUAUACUUCGAGUACCUGCGCGCGCAAACGCGGCGCCGAUCUUAUAUGCUGACCCUGUUAUAUUUUUAUAGUAGUAUUUUUACUGAUUCUCUUUGUCGUUAAUAUUAAUGUUACUGUUUCAAGAAAAUUUAUAGCAAAUUGGAGUGUCUUUUGACUGCACUUUAGUCUGGAAUUAAUUAUAAUAUGAAUUGCGCGGAUAUAUUUUAUGAUAUCUAUUUUAUGAUAUAUAUGCAACGCAUAAAAUAAUAAAAGGACCAAUUAUAAAGA